UACAUAUAUAAGAGAGUGCAAUUAACUUGCUUGUCAGUUAGCGGGCUUUUAGCGUCAAUUCGAGCAAUUUCCGAGUGAUAUUCACAAACGAACAUGAAGACUGUUAUAGCAUUGUGCCUUUUAAUUGCCUUCUAUACUGUCAAUGCUAAUCCUUUAGACAUACUGAGAGCUGGCGUGCAAAGAUCGAAAAAUCAAGUUCAGAAUAAUAUACAACAACUUGAGCGUCUCCGCAAAAACGUCGCACAGGACACAAUUUUCAAAGUCAAAAAUAACUGGAUAGAACAAAUGCGAAGACACAACGAUUAUAGCAAUCCGACACUUGAUGCGAUACGCAAUGAAGUGGAAGCGGCGAAGGCAGAGGGUAAGAAUGCGCAGCUAUGCUACGAUACCGCUUCUAGCACUUUGAGAAAUAUUUGGAAUAUAGCGUCAAAUGAUGCUCAACGAUGCGUCGACAUUGCUGAAAGCUCCAUCAAGAGCGAACUUGGUUUUAUUGACGAUCUCAGCUCAACCGGACGCACGCUGGUAGCAGAAUUGGACAGCAUCUUCCCGAACUGCAUCAGUAAUGACAUUUUCCAAGUGCAAAGAUGCGUCGCUGUCAAAUUAGGGACAGCCAACGUUGCUGUGAAAAAUUUGCAGAACAAGGCAAAUUCCGCCGAACUCACCGCCAAAUCUGCGUCCAAUAAUAUCGUUCUACAAGGAAACAAUUGCGUGUUCAAUGUUUACUCACCCGCGUUCUCGCAGAUCACACAAGUCAGAUUGGCUGCAACCAAAUGUCUCGAGGCUUUGUAGUCGAAGGGUUUAGCUCUUACUAAUAUAAAACCCCUGACUAAGAUUCUUUUGUAUUCUUUUACAUUAAUGUUUAUAUUAAUGAUUAUAUUAAUAUAAUCUUUUAUAUUAAUGUUCGAAUAAAAAUCGUUUUCGCGAGAAGACUCAUUAUGCUCAAAAUACUACUGCAUUAAAAAAGACAGCUUCACGAUUAAAGGCAUGUUCGGGGAACACGAUGUCAGUGCUAUCGCGUCAUUCUAUCCUUGUUUUACGUCUAAAGAAUGAUAAAGAUAGAGCGUGCUCCCCGAAUGCGCCUAAAGAGAGUAUCAUUUUCUUUGAUGAAAUCUGAAGACAAAUAAUUAAAAAAUUUGUUUGACAGUGCAA
Messenger RNA from Wasmannia auropunctata (little fire ant), 1149 nucleotides. RefSeq lists its product as uncharacterized. The record is from RefSeq and is a predicted model, not a curated record. Bases 94 to 789 code for a protein of 231 amino acids. Lineage: Eukaryota; Metazoa; Arthropoda; Insecta; Hymenoptera; Formicidae. The transcript has 4 exons.